Messenger RNA from Vitis riparia (riverbank grape), 2314 nucleotides. Its product is annotated as kinesin light chain 3-like. Lineage: Eukaryota; Viridiplantae; Streptophyta; Magnoliopsida; Vitales; Vitaceae. The record is from RefSeq and is a predicted model, not a curated record. The transcript is spliced from 18 exons. The coding region runs from base 86 to 1786 and encodes 566 amino acids. Gene Ontology annotation, molecular function: protein binding.
UCUCAACUCAGGCUUUGAAGUUUACAUCUUCUUCCUACUUCUAAUAUUCCUCUGAGGUCCUUAACACUAUCUGGCUGCUGAGAAAAUGUUUCUGAGACGAGCUGCGGCUGCUUUGCACAGGAGAAUCCCUUUUCCUUCCCAAACUGUCGCUGCUUCUCGCUAUGCAAAAAUCGCCAAUGCGUCCUCCGCUUCGCUCUCAAUGUUGCUUUCAGGUAAAAUGGAACACUUGAAUCAAUAUGGUUCUGAAGGUUAUACUUGGAGGGGACAUCACAAGGAUAUUUGGCUAUGGAUUUUUAUCUCUGGACAUGCUGCAUUAGUUCUUGGGCUAAAUGGCCAACCUGUGUUAGCAGAAGAUGUUUCAAUUGAAUCGAGUUCUGAAAAUGACAUUGGAGGGGCUAAUGCAACUGGCUUACGCAGAAUUGAGGAUGGGUCUGUGAUAUCAAAUAUGCAUACAUCUAAGUGGAGAAUUUUUACGGAUCAAGGAAGGGAGUUAUUCCUGCAGGGGAAACUAGAGGAAGCUGAAAACUUCUUCCUCUCUGCUUUACAAGAAGCUAAAGAAGGUUUUGGGGUGAAGGAUCCACAUGUUGCAUCUUCAUGCAAUAAUCUGGCAGAACUAUAUAGAGUUAAAAAGUUAUUUGAUAAAGCAGAACCGUUGUAUUUGGAGGCCAUUAACAUACUGCAGGAAUCAUUUGGACCUGAAGAUAUACGGGUGGGGGCCACAUUGCACAAUCUUGGGCAAUUUUAUGUCAUGCGUAAAAAAUUGGAAGAUGCUCGAAUAUGCUAUGAGCGUGCUUUAAAGAUAAAGAGGCGUGUUCUGGGAGAUGGCCAUACAGACUAUGCAGAUACAAUGUAUCAUCUUGGAAUGGUGCUCUAUCUCCAGGGAAAAAUUAAGGACUCUGAGGCCCUUAUUCAAGAUUCUGUUAGAAUCCUAGAGGAUGGUGGUCUUGGGGAAUCAACUAUAUACAUUCGGAGACUAAGAUAUCUUGCUCAGAUAUAUUUAAAGUCAAAUCAACCUGCAGAGGCUGAGAAUGCACACAGAAAGAUUCUACACGUCAUGGAAUUUUCAAAGGGAUGGAAUUCUUUGGACACUGUAAUUGCAGCUGAAGAUCUGGCCUUGACUCUGCAGUCAGUUGGGAGAUUAAGGGAAGCACAAGAGCUUCUCCAAAGGUGUCUUGAUGUCCGAAAAUCCUUACUUCCAGAAGACCAUAUUCAGAUCAGUGCCAACUUGCUUCACAUGGCCAGGGUGACAUUGCUCAGUUCUGGUCAACUAAAGAAGAAGGAUGCUUAUGAAGCAAUUUCUGAGCUUGAUAAAGCAAAAGAUCUUUUAGGCAAUUCAAUCAGGAUAGCACAGCAUGUUGUGGAUAAGUUAAAAGAAAAAGGCAACUUGAAAAACCAUAGAGCAUCUGGAGAAACUGAAAAGGAAAGGCAUGCAGCAUUGGUCAUACUGUUGCAGUCCCUUGAUACUCUUGGGCUUUUGGAGAUUACCAAGCAUGAAUUACUCGAGUCAAGGGGGGAGCAUCAACCAUUCCUCGAGGCUGAAAAUGUACUUCGCCAAUGCAUUUCUGCUUUCAAAGAGCUUCCACCCGAGGGUUCCAUAUCUAAAUCUGCUGCAGUAAAGGUGGAGUAUCUUUCAUGUUUAAAGCAUCUCUCUAGCCUGAUAAGUGAUAGCAGUAACAGGAUGCAACAAUCUACCACAACCACUUUGCAAGAACUAAAUGAGGAAAUCAAGCGGGUCAAAAUCGAACUCUCCCAAAGUCGGAAGAGUAAAAACCAAUCCAGCAGUUGAUUUUAGCCGGGCCAUCAUUUGAGUCCCAAUAGGGUGGUGUUCUUAGUAUCCCUGAAGUUGCGAGCUCCAGAUGUCAAUGCACUUUCUGUUUUCACAAGUGAGGAUUUAUAUAUGAUCAAAGAUCCUCUGCAUAGUGCUGGUUAUUCUUUUUGUUAAUUUAUUUUCCCUUUGGUCUCAAAACUCUUCUCUGAUAGGUCAAAUACCAAAUUCCCUUUCAAUGAGAAUUAGGACUUCAAUUUCAAGGCUUUGCAGGAUUUCUUACAAUGGAAAAGAGCAAUAUAGUGUGUAUGUAUGUAAGAUGAGAUAUUUUACUGCAAUCAUUUGUUUUAAAUCCAGUAAUAAUGGCUGCUGCUAUACGUUUGUUUCAUUCAAAUAAUGAAAAGUUUUCUUUUCCAUAGACUGUUAACAAUGGGAAAGGAAAAAAAAUGUAUAGCUUAUGAUGUGGUUUAAUUUGUUAUCAUUGUUCUCUGACAUUGAAUAUUGUUGUUAUUUUGGUUUUAUAUUUUUUGAAAGAAAGGCCAUUGGUUA